Molecule: messenger RNA, 1554 nt
Organism: Fusarium venenatum
Lineage: Eukaryota; Fungi; Ascomycota; Sordariomycetes; Hypocreales; Nectriaceae
Source: RefSeq, a predicted model, not a curated record
AUGGUUCGAACAAAGACGCGGCCCCUAACAGUUGAGGAGAGAUAUCCCAACGGUCAAAAAGCAAAUUACCUGCCACCUAAACACGUAUGCACAUACAACAAUCGGAUUUUCACUGAUCAUAAUGGCAAUCAAGCUUUGAUGUCAUGGGCAAGCUUAUCUCCCAAUUGUCCCUUGCCCCCUCUUCCUUGCUGGGUGUUCUACAUAGUCCACCCUCAUAAACCAUCCGACUUUGAUGGCUGUGCAUUUUUCGAGAGACUAGAGAAUGAAGAAGGCUACGGUUUAACCUCCUGGUGUCGAUAUGAGUUCUUCUUCCUUCCCGGUGCCACGGCAGAGGAGUGUCAUGCGCACUACGUUGAGGAGAUCAAGUCUCGGGGCACCAUCUGGGAUCAGAUUACCAAGGUCAAAAACGCCAUCGAGCUUUACGAAGAAAAAAACGGCAAAAUACAACCAAACAGACCGCCCAUAUUCGAAUAUUCGCCUUUUGACCGAGAUUACAUUGAGAAAGGCCAACUUCCUGGAUUAGUUGUACCAGACCAUGUCUACAACGAAGACUUCUCAUACGGCAACUGGUUCUUUAUAUAUGCCGACGCAAAUCCUGACUGCAGCGGUCGUGAAGGCCUGACACGUGAGAUAUACGUCGUCGAAUUUGAUCCUAUUGCGGAGGAGGAACAGGACGACGAAGGGUUUGACCACAGGGAUCCCAUUGAUGUGGAACGGGUGAACGCCAGGGGAGAACCUGGGUGGGAGAGGGGUCUGGUUGACUAUAUGGGAAGAAGGGAUAAUUCAAAUUGGAAGCGUGAGGCUAUUGAUGCGACCGGUCAGGCUUUUAAGCUGGCUUGGAAGUCUUGUUCUUCAUUCUUUCAACCACUUGUUCGCGGCACCGUCUACAUCAUGAGAUUCAUACACCUGUUAGCUCUGUGCUCCUCAGCCUUGGCAUCACCUUGCAAACCUUCUUCAGCAACAUCUGCUGUAGUCACUACUACUGAAGGGCCUUUGCCUACAACUCAACCAGUCACUACUUCCGAGAUUGUCAUCACCACGGCCUCUACAACAUCCACCGAGCCUUCUACUACGACAUCAGAUGUCCCCCAGCAGCCAUCCAACGUGCUUCGUAACGCUGGCUUCGAAGAUAACACCAUCACGCCUUGGGUACGAUCCAGAGAUUCCGGAAACCCUGUCCUUUCGACUGCGGAAGCCCACGAAGGUAGCCAAUCUGGAUACAUCAGCGCCGCUCCUGGAGGUCCCGCAGAUAUUGGCUUCCGACAAGUCCUUGAUGCUUCCUUGAUUGAGGCGGACAAACCGUAUACGUUUUCUGUCUAUGUUAAAACGACGCUUGCAUCCAGUUGUUUUAGCCAAUUUGUGUCGUGUGACUCGGGUGCGGGAUAUUUUAACAAUGCACUGUUUGGAGGACCGCUUAAUGAAUGGGUACUGGCAUCGGUGACGUGCUCGUGGAGUCAGGCUCGCUUGGAUGCUGGUGCCAGUGUUGCUGUCAGGGGUACAUGUGAGCGUUUGAGCUUUUAUGUUGACGAUGCCAGCUUGGUGGCAGUUGAGUGA